UUAGAUGGUUUUACAGGUGUUCACUGCGAGUUGAAAGUUGAUGUGUGCAGCACUGCUCCAUGUAAUAACAACGGCACAUGUGUUGCCACAAAUGGAAAUGUCUCGUGUAUCUGUCCACCAGGUGUCACUGGAGAUCUGUGCCAAACAAUAAUGAGCUGUCAAUCAAACCCAUGUCAUAAUGAGGGAUUAUGUAUUGACGAGAAAAACGGAUACCAAUGUAUUUGCAAAGCUGGGUAUUCUGGUUAUAGAUGUGGAUCCCAAAGUAUUUGUAAUACCAGUAAUCCUUGUUUGAAUGGGGGAUCAUGUACUCAGCUUAAUCAUUUCUACAUCUGUAUAUGCCCACCACAAUAUACAGGCGUCAAUUGUUCUGUUCUUAUGAACGCAUGUGAAAAUCACAAUUGCAACGAAAAUGGGACAGAAAGUUGCGAAAGUUUUGGCGAAAAAUUUGUCUGUGUUUGUAAACCUGGGUUUACUGGAUUGAAAUGUGAUGUUUAUGUGGAUCAAUGUAAACACGGGGUGUGUCAAAAUGGAGGAACUUGCUUUAAUUUAAACCAGGGAUAUAGGUGUGAAUGCAAAAUGGGGUUUUCGGGCACGGAUUGCGAAAUAAACAUAGAUGAUUGCGCAAUACAUCCAUGUGUAAACGGGAUAUGUUUAGAUGGAAUUAACUCAUUCGAAUGUUUUUGUGAAAAUGGUUUCACAGGGGACAAAUGUGAAAUCGACAUAGACGAAUGUGGUAGUUCCCCUUGCAUACAUGCGUUGCAAUGUAUUAACAAACAAGGUGGUUUCGAAUGUAUUUGUUUGGAAGGAUUCACUGGAAUUAAUUGUAAAAUAAAUAUUGAUGAAUGCGCAAGUCACCCGUGUCUUAAUAAUGGAAGAUGUAUAGACCAAACGAACAGCUAUACAUGCAUUUGUACCAAAGGAUUUUUCGGCAAAAAUUGUGAAAAUGAAACGAAUGAAUGUGAAUCGUCACCUUGUAUAAAUGGUGGAACGUGCAUUGAUCUGAUUGGUCGGUUUGAAUGCGACUGUGAAACGCCAUAUAAGGGUGUACAUUGUGAAAAACUGCCAUGUGAUGAUCCUACACCCUGUUAUAAUGAUGCUGUGUGUGUUAAUGUACUUGAAGGAGGUGUUGGGUUUGCGUGCCAUUGUCAACCAGGCUUCACAGGACACCAGUGCGCCACAAAUAUCAAUGAGUGCAGUUCCAAUCCUUGCAAUAAAGGAAUGUGCGUGGACGGUAUCAACUUUUUCUCGUGUUUGUGUCCGCCUGGUUAUGAUGGAGCUUUAUGCGAUGAACCUGUCAAUAAUUGCUUGGACAACGAAUGCCAAAAUGGAUCAACAUGUGUUGACUUACGAAGCAAGUAUAAAUGCAUAUGUGCAACUGGGUGGACAGGCUCAUAUUGUGAGGUCAGAAUAAACAAUUGUGAUGUCAUGCCAUGUCAUAAUGGAGGGGAAUGUGUGGAUUUGAUUGACAGCUACAAAUGUGUUUGCACUCCAGGCUACACUGGCAUCAACUGCACAACAAACAUCAACGACUGCGUUGACGAACCAUGCCAAAACAACGGGACUUGCAUCGAUAUGGUUCAACGAUUUAUCUGCGUCUGUUCCGUUUCAUUUACUGGAGAAUUUUGCGAAAUCUCGUUUGACCCGUGUUCGACCAAUCACAACCCUUGUUUCAAUGGUUCGUCGUGCAUGGUUGAUCACGAGGGUAAACCAUCUUGCCUCUGCCCACCAGGAUUUGGGGGUAAAUAUUGUGAAUCGAAUAUAAACGAAUGUGCGUCGAAUCCUUGCUUGAAUGGUGGUUCAUGUAGAGAUGGCAUAGCUGGAUAUAUAUGUCGGUGCCGUCGUGGGUUUGCGGGGCAACAAUGUGAGCUUGAAAAGGACCCGUGUCGUGUACAACCGUGCGCCAAUGGUGCUACGUGUGUCGUUGAUAAGGAUUCCUUUUUCUGCAUAUGUCCGGAUACCUACACGGGCGUCCAUUGUGACGUUGAUGUAAAUGAAUGUAAUCAACGAUCAACUUGCAACAACAACGGUCGUUGCAUCAACACUCGUGGAAGUUAUUACUGCGUGUGCUAUGUUGGUUAUGAUGGGAAAAACUGUGAGACAGAAAUCAAUGAAUGUCUUUCUGAGCCUUGUCUUAAUGAAGGACUUUGUCAGGACUUCAUUGGAAAAUAUGAAUGUAUUUGUAAACCCGGCUUUACUGGUAGGAGUUGUAACAUUGACAUCGACGAGUGCUUGUCAGCUCCUUGCCACGAAAAUGCUACAUGUCUUGACCAGGUCAAUGGAUAUAAAUGUUUGGUGCGCGCCUGGUUGGACAGGAGAGUCAUGUGACUUGAUGAUGUCAUCAUGCGUGUCAUCACCGUGUCUUAAUGACGGGAAAUGUUUUGAAACUCAAGAUGGAAUACUGUGUGACUGCU
This is a messenger RNA of Ciona intestinalis (vase tunicate), 2411 nucleotides long. Lineage: Eukaryota; Metazoa; Chordata; Ascidiacea; Phlebobranchia; Cionidae. The record is from RefSeq and is a predicted model, not a curated record.